AUGUGCAACAUCAUAACUCCUGAAGAAAGCCGGUCUUAUUUGAAACAGGAUAUGGAUGCAUUCAAUGAUAUCGGCCAGCGAUGGUGCCUCGCUAUCCACUGGGUAAGCCAGGAGAUUCUUAUUCCCAAACUGUACGUAUCGGCCCCUGACAAGCACAUACAGAUGAGACAAAUCUCGCUAUUUUACAAGCUUAACCUCCUCACCAAACAGUCGUGGGCAAACAACAACGACAACGACAUAAAUUCUAUGAAUGUAAAGGAGAUAAAGGAUGGCAUCAUGAAUUUCGUUCGCCAAAUCAGUCUCAAGGAUCGCCAGACACGUGACGUUAACCUCAAGCCAACGUUUGAUUUUGACGGAUGGGUGAGCGCCAUGCAAAGUUCGGUUAACCAAGAACAGGGAAUGGGGCUAGAAGGGGAGCUGGAGAUAGCCGAGAGUGACUCGCUUUCAACGGUAUACGUGGAGGAUCUGCAGGUUGGCCUUUUGAACAAUGUCUCGGGUAUGUUUUAUCUCGACGGAUUGGCUGAAAUGGGGUUGAGUGGAGAUGUCGAAUCCCUGGUCGAGGACUGGGGUCAAUCUGGAUUAGAGUGA
Molecule: messenger RNA, 588 nt
Organism: Clonostachys byssicola
Lineage: Eukaryota; Fungi; Ascomycota; Sordariomycetes; Hypocreales; Bionectriaceae
Source: the annotation of a GenBank genome assembly